Danaus chrysippus (African queen) is the source of this 1551-nucleotide messenger RNA. Lineage: Eukaryota; Metazoa; Arthropoda; Insecta; Lepidoptera; Nymphalidae. The record is from the annotation of a GenBank genome assembly.
AUGCAUUUGAAAAAUCAACUUAAAGAAAAAGGAUUUGACAAGGAGAAGGACAAGUCGUUACAUUCGGCUACUAUUGAAGAAGCUAUAACUGCUACAGGUUUCGGCAAAUACAACUUCGGUCUCAUGCUGGUGUGUAGCUGGACCUUGCAGGCUAUGGGAAUGGAUUUAUUCGGCACCAGCUUCGUGGUAGCGGCAGCAGUCUGUGACCUAGAAUUGAGCAUGCAACAGAGAGCUUUAUUAACUGCCACUCCACUUAUAGGUGUGGUUCUUGGAGCACAACUAUGGGGUUACAUCUCCGACACAAAGGGUCGCCGGUUAACCCUUGUACUCUCCAUGUCUAUCGGCUUCGUCUUCGCAGCCCUCAGUAGUUUUGCCCCGAAUUGGAAGAUCAUGGCACUACUUAAAUUGGUAUCUUCUACAUUUACUUCAGCCAGUAAUUCGGCUUCCUACACUCUGCUUGGAGAGAGUUGUCCUGAAUUCUAUCGUGGUCCUACAAUGCUUCUCUGCAACUGUUUUCUGAUGUGUUCGCAGGCUGUAGUGGCUUUAUUUGCCUACCCAAUACUUCCAUUGGAGUUCGUGUAUUGGAUUGAUUUCCUUAGCAUCAAGUACAGAUCCUGGCGUCUCCUGGCUCUUGUUAUGUCUCUGCCCUGCGCAGCAACAGCCUGUUUACUGCAACUGUUCCACGAAAGUCCCAAAUUUUUGGUCUCAAUUGGGAAAAAUGAAGAAGCGUUAGAAGUACUAAAGAAAAUAUACGCAUGUAACAGUGGCAAGCAAGCUAAUACCUUUACUGUCAAGAAAAUCGUAGACAAAGCCGAGCAAGCUUCAGAGAAAGAAUCAUUCUUUAAGACCAUGUGGCAUCAGACAGCUGCCCUGUUCAGACCUCCUCUACUUAAAGUUACUCUUAAACUUUUUUAUUUAGUCACCAUUAUUUACAUGACUGGAAGCGGCUUCAUUCUUUGGCUUCCAUACAUUAUGAACAAUCUAUUUUCGGUUCUCGAAGCCGGUGGAGGACAGGGCAUGAAUCUUUGCACUAUCAUCAGAUACUCAACUGAAAGUGUUGGCGUCUCAGGAAAUGACACGAUGAUCCAGGAAGUAUGUAAUGAUACAAUUCAAGACACAACCCUCCUCUCUGCUAUGACGUACGGUGCCUUGGCCAGUUCUAGUAAUCUGGUGCUCUCUCUCACUUGCGGUUCAAGGAAACGCUUUGCUAUGAUCUGUAUUGUAACUACAUCAGCAGUAGCUGCUGUACUUCUAAACGUGAUUGCUGUUCCCAUCGCUGGCGGCAUCUUCUUCUUCUUCUUCCUUCUCUGUGCCCUCUCGAUGGGUAUUUUGAGUGUUUAUUUUGUGGAAUUAUACCCGACGUCAUUGAGAGGAAUGGCGUCCUGUUUAUCGGUGAUGCUGGGAAGAUCUAGCGCUUUUCUUGGUGUGAAUGCGAUUGGGGCUCUUAUCUCUGCCAAUUGCGAGGCAACGUUCUAUGGCUGGGCUGUUUUAUUACUUACUGCUGUUGUAUUGUCAUGGUAUUUACCGAAGGACAAGGUUCCAAAUAAAUGA